Molecule: messenger RNA, 1460 nt
Organism: Spinacia oleracea (spinach)
Lineage: Eukaryota; Viridiplantae; Streptophyta; Magnoliopsida; Caryophyllales; Amaranthaceae
Product: ankyrin repeat-containing protein At5g02620-like
Exons: 4
Coding region: 1-1383 (460 amino acids)
Cellular component (GO): membrane
Source: RefSeq, a predicted model, not a curated record
AUGAUCAUUGUUCAUGAAACAGAUGUUGCAUUGCAUAUUCUAAGUAAAAAUAGGAACUUGGCAUUUUUACGCGACGCAAAGAAAGAGACUGCAUUGCACGCGCUUGCUCGUAAGCCUCUGAAACCUGCAACCCAUCAAUUGAGUAUUUGGGGCUUCACAAUGCAAUGGAGCAGAAUAAAUCAAGAAACAAGGGCAGAGCCACAAGCUUCACUUCAACUAACACAAGCCCUUUGGAACGAAGUCAUCAAACUGAAGGAGGAGGAUAUAUCUAACUUGAUAGGCUAUCUUUGGCGUCUAUUGUUUGUUGCAGCAAAACUAGGGAAGGUUGAAUUUCUAAGAACUAUGAUCCAAUCUUAUCCUGAUCUUAUAUGGAAGGUAGAUAAAAACAGGUGUACUAUUUUCCACAUUGCCAUCAUACAUCGCCAUGAAGAGAUCUUUCAGCUUAUAUAUGAGAUUGGAGCAAUCAAGGACUUACUAGCUACAUUCAAAGAUGAUCGUGGAAAUAACAUGCUGCAUUUGGCUGGAAAGUUAGCACCUCCUGAUCGACUUAACACUGUGUCUGGGGCAGCUUUGCAGAUGCAACGCGAAAUACUAUGGUUUAAGGUAAUGAUAUGCCAUAAACCGGCCAAAGGUGAACAAUGGAUGAAGAAGACUGCUGAAUCUUGUGCUUUCGUCGCCACUCUGAUAGCUACUGUGGUAUUCUCAGCCGCCUUCCAACUACCUGGAGGUGUUAACGACAAAGGAAGUGCUAUCUUAUUGAAAACCCCGUCCUUUGUGGUAUUCUCCACCUCGAAUGCAGUAUCGUUGUUCAUCUCUCUUGCUUCAGUACUGAUGUUCCUGUCAAUUCUGACUUCACGUUAUGCAGAAAGUGACUUCCAUGUAUCACUUCCUUUAAAGCUCAUGAUGGGGCUUACCUUACUGUUUGUUUCGAUUGCAACCAUGAUAAUCGCCUUCACUGCUACAUUCUUCAUAACAUUCUGUGAGGCUGCUGUGAGAUGGACUCCUGUGCCUAUAAUUGCCCUGAUUGCUUUUGUUCCUGUUGCACUUUUCGCCUUACAGCAAUUCCCGCUUCUGUUGGAUAUUUACCGGUCAACCUACAAAUCUCAUCGAUUUUUAUUCGAAUCAAGCAAAGUAAAACUUUUCCACAAUUCUUCUCAGUACGAAUUUUCUCCCAUUGUGCAUACCACCACACCCACAAAAUCCAUACACCCAAUUAAGAUUCAUCCAAUUAUAGCCUCUUUUAUUUCUAACGUCCCUCGUCACAACUCUUCACAUCGUCCAACACCUUCACAAAUAGUAGCUCCUUGUGCAUCAGAGCAUAAUACUCCUAAAUUUUAUGCCACAAAUGAUUUGUCUUCAGAAGUUGGCCCUGAAGCAAUCUGAAGUACUAUAAGCUUUCACUCAAUUUUCUUCAGCUAGUAUUCUACUUAAUUUCAUUGAUUCUAGGCUGCAUUAAAAGU